AUGUCGCCCGAUCCUGAGAAGCCGAAAAAGGCACCGAGGAAGCACGUCACAACGGCCUGCGUACCUUGUCGUGAGAGUAAAAUCCGAUGUGACGGGUCUACGCCAUAUUGCCAAAAUUGCCAACGCAAGGGCAAAGAUUGCAAGUACCAGCAUGGCGAUGACAAACGGAAGGUAUCUCUCCGAGCUGCUACUGAGCUUUUCUCGGCGAGAAUAGAUCAAUUAUGCCAGUUUAUCCAUGACCAAGGACUGGAGCCCCCACCCAUGGAUCCAGAGGAUGAGGCUGGCAUGGAUAGGGUGCUUGACACUCUUCAAAUCCCGCGUGGGGUCAUAAAAAGCAAAGAUACAAUGGCGAUCGAAGAGCAGGAAGUUGAGACCAAGCAACCUAUCAUCUCAAGCACAUCUCCCGUGCAAAGCUCACCUGCCUCGACCCCUAUUGGACAGACGCAGUCAGGAAAUGAUUCAGCCACCCCGGAAUCAAAUGCAUCGCAGGGAAUGGUACCAAACCAACAACUAGCAACCUCCGUGGAGCCUUGGAACCAGUUUGACAUGGUACGGGCCGCACCUGAAAACCAGAACUUCGUCCACUGGGGAUUUACGCUUCCAACGGCUGAAAGUCUUGAUACCAUCUACGCAAAUAUCAACAAUGGAUCGGGAAUGCAUUUAAACACUGGUCUGAGUCCAGAUAGCUUGCAGAUUGGUAUGGACAUGGCCCAACAACCUGGGGUCUUACUGGGCCAGCUGCCAAUGGAGCAACACCAAGAGUCCGACAGCGACGAGGAAAACGAGGCGGAAAACGACGUUAUUGAACAGCUAUCUAAUCGAAUUGGUACAUUGAAAAUCGCAGGAGACGGCCAUUUGAGAUUCUACGGCGCUACCUCCAACCUCAACCUGGUGGACGUUUCUGCUACACAACAACGUCAGAGACCAGAUGCUCGCACUGUGCGUCACGAUGGUCAAGAUAUUCUCAAUCAUCUUCGGGUUGGCCAACCAGUUGAUCAGGCCUUAGAGGAUCACCUGGUCGAGCUCUACUUUACUUGGCAGAAUCCUAGCAUCUAUGUGGUUGAUAAGGAAAUGUACAUGACUGCGCGGUCAAAGUGGCGCAACGAAUUUGACGACACACCUUUCUAUUCGGAGGUGCUGACCAAUGCUAUGUGCGCUAUCGGUAGUGCAUUUGAGGCGCGUUAUCAUCCUACAUUCAUCACAUUCCCAAAGUCCUUAGCCGAGUUCUUCGCCGAUCGAGCCAAGGCGCUUUUGGAGAUUGAACUUGAUUCUCCCUGUGUUGCAACUGUUCAAGCCCUUGUGCUUAUGAGCUGUCAUGAGGGAGCAUCGAAUCGCGAUGCGCGAGGCUGGCUGUACAGUGGCAUGUCAAUGCGAUUGGCCUUUGAUCUUGGUUUACAUAUUGAUAUGAGGCUAUACGUCAAGCAAGGAGAUAUCAGCCAGCGUGAGGCUGAUGUGCGACGGGCAGCAUUUUGGGGAAGUUAUGUUGCAGACCAUUUCUGGGGAUUCUAUCUUGGUCGUCCAUUCCGUAUGAAUGCAGGAGACGUCAGUGUGCCCAAGCCUGCAUCAGGUCUUGGCCCUGAGAAGGAGACGAUUUGGAAGCCUUAUGGCCUUCAAGAUAAAGAGAUAGAUUGUAGCUUGAAGGACCCCACGGAGCUUGUUUGCAGACAGUUUGUUGUUCUAUGGGAGAUGAUUUCUCCAGUCGGGCAUAUAUUAUACGGAUGCUCAGACAUAUCUCGCCAUGAUUUGCAAAGACUAUGCUUCCAAGUCACAGAAGAUCUAUUCGCUUGGAAAGCCAACCUUCCCUCAAAUCUCGAGAUUGACUUGAGCGACAAUACCACUCCGAUACUCCCUCAUCUGCUUGUCCUCCAUAUGCAAUACCACCAGAUUGUCAUUUUCUUCCAUCGUCCCUGGGUCUCAAAAAGCUACAUUCAACCCCGCAGUCCUCGCCAAGGACCUGGCUAUCACCACGCACGACGCAUGUGCAUUGAAUCAGCUACAGCCAUCGCACGACUUUUACAGAUAUACGAGAAGCACUACACCUUCAGAAGAAUGACCAACCAGGUCGUGGCCAUCAUUUUCAGCGCCGCACUUAUGCUACUCUUCGUCACUGUCUCCAGCUCUCCGCUAAUGCCCACCAAAGUUGGCGAGACCAAUCAACCUCACCCCCGAAACGCUGAAAUGGUCGCAUAUCUCAAUCUUUGCUUCCGCGCACUUGACGAGCUCGGCCAAUCAUUUGAAAAUGCCAAGCGAACCCGCGACUACCUCGUUACCCUUCAACGACGCUGGCAAACUCACAUGCGUCGCUCUGGUUCCCGUGCCAAGCGACAAAUCAGUAGUGGAAACCUAUUAUCAAAUUCUGCACAAAAAGCAUCUGCCAAUUCAGCACAUACCACACAGGGCCCAGAGGCUUCGCGCAAGAAGUCUCGAGUAACCAACACCGAUGUACACUCCCAUAACAUUCGACAAAAUUCCACUUCAAACGUCAAUCCCGCUACCUUUGCUGAUAAUUCAUCAUACCAACCCACACAACCAUCCACAUCUCAUCAGAAUGUCUACGCUCAGCAACCUUUCUCGGCACAACAACAAGACGAUUUUGACUGGGUUCGAAACUCUGAUUUGAACAUCUUGCCUGGAAGUCAUGGCUUCGGUGCUGAUCAAAAUUCCUUGGGCAGUAUAGCCGCACCGCAUUUCUCGGGUGAUCCGAGCAUGCUUCCAGAUCUAGGAGAUAUGGAGGGCUGGUGGGGAUCGCCCAAUGGGAGCUCAGGAUUAGGAGGACCGAAAUUAUAA
This is a messenger RNA of Penicillium pulvis, 2787 nucleotides long. RefSeq names its product transcription factor domain-containing protein. Gene Ontology annotation, biological process: regulation of DNA-templated transcription; DNA-templated transcription. Gene Ontology annotation, molecular function: DNA binding; DNA-binding transcription factor activity, RNA polymerase II-specific; zinc ion binding. The record is from RefSeq and is a predicted model, not a curated record. The transcript is spliced from 8 exons. Bases 1 to 2787 code for a protein of 928 amino acids. Lineage: Eukaryota; Fungi; Ascomycota; Eurotiomycetes; Eurotiales; Aspergillaceae.